Molecule: messenger RNA, 2213 nt
Organism: Cuscuta campestris
Lineage: Eukaryota; Viridiplantae; Streptophyta; Magnoliopsida; Solanales; Convolvulaceae
Source: the annotation of a GenBank genome assembly
GGAGCCACCACUUUUGGUGACCUAAAAGAGUUCUUUGCUUCCACUGCCGUCACCUGUAAUUCCGGCGGCGAUGGCUCCACCACUAUUUUCUUUUCUUUCUUUUAUCCUUAAAACAACUUCCUCAUUCAAAUGAAAAAAAAGAAAAAAAAACCCGUUGUCACACAAAAAAAUUAUUAAAAGAGGAACUUCUCUCUUGUCAUCUCCAUGGUUCUUUAAAAUAAACCCCCUAACUCUUCACAAACCCUCUCAACCCAUCCUUGUAUCUUCUCAAAAUCAUGGGAAAAAAUGAUAGUUGUUUCUCUACAAUUCACUAGAAGACUGUGUCAGUCGAAAUAUAAUCAGGAAGUGGUCACGAUCGGGGCAGACCCCGAUUUGGCAGCAGCCGAUAAGGAAGCCGGCUAUGUGGCGGUGCGACUUCGGAACCAGUUGGCAAGGGAGGAAGUCAAAAUGGUGGAAGAAUUUGACAACCAGCGGGUGAAGAGGGAAGCGAAAUCCAUACUCAAGGGAUUUGAUAUGGAUCGCGAAGAAACUCGAAGGAGCGUCGUAGACAGAGUCCUCGGGAGUGGGACGACACACAAAGACACCGGGACAUGCGACGAAACGCAUCGCUUUGCGAUACUCGUCGCUCGUCAGGUCACAUUUUUGCGCACGGAUGACCGAGUCCCCUGGGGCCGUUCGCUUCUAGUGGCGGGGCUUGACGGCCCGCGGGAGCUCACCCGCCACUAUCUCCUUGAGAGAGGGCGAGCUCGGUUGACUCCCUUGACGAUGUCUUUGUUAAUCCCUGUAAGUGCUCAUUCUGGAGCUCAGUACUCAGUUUGUUCUGACAUCCGUGAAGCCAUCAACAACAUUGAGAAGAAAUUGAGUCCUAGUCAAUUUGAAGAAUUUCACAGGACUCCAAUUGGGCACUUCAUGGGGCUUAAGAACCUCCAGUUUUCUGGCCAGAUCAUUCACCAAAUGCUUUUGUUGCUUGUUGAGGAUCAACCUGACGAUGAAUUCUGGAUCCUCCAAAAUGGAGGGGAGGUUGCGAAGUGCACCUUCAAGCAUGUACGAGAGAAGUAUGUUACAACGGAGAAUACCAUGGAUUCGAAGAAAAUGGAUUCUGAUGCCGACACCGUUCGAGCCAUUAGAGAUUUGAAGAAAAGGAUGGAUGGACUUGAAGUGAAGAUUGAUGAAAUCAAGAAGUUGUUGGUGGAGGUUGUUAUGAACCUGAAUUCAAGUGGCCGAAGGAGAAGAUAUGUUAAAAUUCAGAGACAGAAGAGAGCAAGGACAAAGGCUGCUGAGGAAGAUGAUGAGGAUUUAGAAGAAGAUGAUGAAAUCGAGGAGGCUGCUGAGGAAUAUGAGGAGGAGACUGGAGCUGAUGAAGAUCAAGAGGAGAAUGCGAUUGGGGAAAAUGAGGAUACAGAGCAAAUUGAGGAUGAGCACACUGCUGUUGAAAAGUCUCACAACGACAGCGACGAGGAUCGUGCUGAAAAGGAGGGGACUGCUGAACAUGAACCCCAAGACAACAUGACUACUACCCUUAAUUCUCAAGAAGCUCUUCCAAUUCCAAGUGAUACACAUAUGUUUGAAGUGGAUUCACAUAUGGUUGAAGUGGAUGACAAGGAGGGUGACGAUUUAGAUGAAGAAAAGCUUCUGAUGGAAUUGACUCUCAACAAGAACCACUUACUACGUAUGAGUGCCGAUGAAUAUGUGUGGUCUAAGGAUAAGUUCUUAAGCAAGUUUGAUUGGUCUGGCAUUGAAAAGAUUUUUUUGCCCGUGAAUGGAGAUGGGAGGCAUUGGCUUCUAGCUGAAAUAGAUCUCUUACGAAAUCAAGUUCGAGUUUAUGACUCCUUGAAAGGGCCGAAAUCCUCAUUCUACGUCAAAGAAGUAGUAAGAAGAAUAUCCCCCCUACUUCGCACGGUUAAGGGUGUGGGUGCAAACACUUUGGAGAAGGAAUGGGAAACAAUUGUUGUCAAUGGAGUUCCAUCUUUAGCUUUGCGAGUUGUCCUCGUCCGCAUUGGAAAUCCUACACUUCGAGCAUAAGCCAGAUAGUGUUCUCGAAUUUCUCCAAUGCUUGUAAACUUCAUCCCCACUUCAGGCACGCUACCUUUGUUUCUUUUAGAAGGGCAUUGACCAUUGUUCCGGACAUCAUUGUUAAUGUCAUCUGUGUUCUGUGGAAUCUCACCACUCGCCUGUUCUUGCCCUUCGUCGUUAAAUAAAUACUGAAAGCAAGG